AUGACCCGAUUCCGUCCCUGCAUCGACCUCCACGCCGGCCAGGUCAAGCAGAUUGUCGGCGGCACGCUGGACAGCGCGUCCGAGGCGCUCCAGACGAACCACGUCUCGCAGCUGCCGGCAGAGCACUUUGCGCAGCUGUACAGGGACAAUGGGCUCGAGGGCGCGCAUGUGAUUAUGCUGGGCGGAGGCAACGACGAGGCCGCCAGACGGGCGCUGCAGGCGUGGCCUGGCCGGCUGCAGGUCGGAGGCGGAAUCAGGGAUACGAAUGCAAAGGAGUGGAUUGAGGCGGGAGCAGAAAAGGUCAUCAUCACAUCUUACCUCUUCCCGGAUGGGCACUUUAGCCAGGAGAGGCUGGAUGCCGUGCUUGCGGCUCUGGACGGGGACAAGGACAAGCUGGUGAUUGAUCUCAGCUGUCGGCGGCAGGGAGACAAGUGGUUCGUCGCCAUGAACAAGUGGCAGACGCUGACAGACAUGGAAAUCAAUCAAGGCAAAGUCAAUAAAGCAGCUGGAGCCAUACUGCUCAGAGAAUUAGUCGAGCGCCUAGCAGAGUGGUGCUCGAUCCCCGUCACAUAUGCCGGCGGCGGUCGGCACCUGGAGGAUCUGGACACGGUCAAGAGGCUGAGCCGGGGCAAAGUCGAUCUCACGAUAGGGAGCGCGCUGGAUUGCUUUGGCGGGGCGGGCGUUAAGUUUGAGGAUUGCGUGCGGUGGAACAGGAGUCAAAGCUGA
Molecule: messenger RNA, 726 nt
Organism: Trichoderma reesei QM6a
Lineage: Eukaryota; Fungi; Ascomycota; Sordariomycetes; Hypocreales; Hypocreaceae
Exons: 4
Coding region: 1-726 (241 amino acids)
Biological process (GO): L-tryptophan biosynthetic process; L-histidine biosynthetic process
Cellular component (GO): cytoplasm
Molecular function (GO): 1-(5-phosphoribosyl)-5-[(5-phosphoribosylamino)methylideneamino]imidazole-4-carboxamide isomerase activity
Source: RefSeq, a predicted model, not a curated record